Molecule: messenger RNA, 757 nt
Organism: Dunckerocampus dactyliophorus (ringed pipefish)
Lineage: Eukaryota; Metazoa; Chordata; Actinopteri; Syngnathiformes; Syngnathidae
Gene: thoc7
Product: THO complex 7
Exons: 8
Coding region: 64-663 (199 amino acids)
Biological process (GO): mRNA processing; mRNA export from nucleus
Cellular component (GO): THO complex part of transcription export complex
Source: RefSeq, a predicted model, not a curated record
UGAUGUCAUCAGUAAAGCCAUAGAAGAAGACGACUCUACCCGGAGACAUGGGGGCUGUUACAGAUGACGAAAUCAUUCGACAGCGUCUUCUUAUCGACGGAGACGGAGCAGGAGACGACCGAAGAAUCAAUUUGCUGCUCAAAACUUUCACUAAAUGGUGCAACUCUCCUGGGACCCCGGAAGAAAGGCAUCUUCACACAGUAUCAGAGGAUGCUUGGCACAUUGACACAAUGUGAAUUCUCCCUGGGGAAGACCCUCAUGGUCUACGACAUGAAUCUGAGGGAAAUGGAGAAUUAUGAGAAAAUAUACUCAAAUAUAGAACAAAACAUAACAUCUGCACAUGAGAAGAUAGCAGAGUGUAAAAAAGAAAUCCAGAGAGCCAAGCGAGUAAGAAAGAAUCGACAAGAGUAUGAUGCUCUGGCGAAGGUAAUUCAGCAUCACCCUGAUCGCCACGAAACACUGAAACAGCUGGAGGCGCUUGACAAAGAACUCCAGCAGCUGUCAAACAUCAAGGAGAAUGUGGAUGCAAAGUUGGAACUACGGAAAAAGCAGUUCCAUGUGCUCCUCAGUACCAUACAGGAACUACAGCAGACCCUUGAAAAUGACGAGAAGUCCGACACUGAUGACAACAAUCAGCAGAGCCCGACAGAGAGUGCCGAAUGAGGUUGUUUCAUUUGGACUUUACAAAAUGAAACAGAUUUUCAAUUUCUGUGUUCCUUUUUUAUGUAUUUUUGAAUAAAUGUUAAAAUAACUCUCA